CGAUGUCAAGACGGAUUAAAUUGCAUCAAUUCUUCUUUCAAGAUUUCCAGCACAUCUUCAUUGUUUUUGAGUAAGUGACAAGACGAUGACAUCACGGGCAAUGAAUGAUAUGGAUUUAAAAGAGGGAAUUUUCAAAGCCAAUUGCAGAAAGAUCGUUGUUGUACCCUGUAACUGUAACAUGACACAACAAACUCCCACCAAAGCAAAAACUCACGGCAAUAUUCUUACAUUUGCCUGUAGUUUACUUGUAUCCUUCUUACUCACAAUCCCAUGCACAGUACAUGAUGACGAAUUUAUGGCAAUUUCACAUUCCUUUAUAAAGCACAGGCCGGUGCCCAGUAGGAUCAUCACUGCAAAUCCUUGUACCCCAUCAUGGAAACUCCAACCCAAAUACGACACUCAGAGGAUAAUGGUGAUCAUAUUUUCCGUAGCAAAUAUCCACCAGUUUCGGUGCCUGAUAACUUGACGCUGCCAGAAUUUGUUUUCCAGGAUGCUGAAUUAUAUGCUGACAAGGUGGCAUUUGUUGAAGCUGUGUCUGGAAAAUCAUAUACUUAUCGCGAUGUGGUCAGGGACACAGGGAGGUUUGGGAAGGCCUUAAGUUCACUUGGCCUCAAGAAAGGCCAUGUAGUUCUGGUUCUACUCCCCAAUAUUGCAGAGUAUGGCAUUGUUGCUCUUGGAAUCAUGGCUGCUGGUGGUGUUUUCUCAGGUGCAAACCCAGCGUCACACCCAUCAGAAUUAAAAAAACAAGCAGAUGCUGCAAAUGCCAAGUUGAUAGUAACAAAUGGCCCAAACUAUGAAAAGGUGAAAGGUCUGGAGCUACCGGUCAUUGUGCUAGGUGAGGAGCACAUUGAGAGUGCCAUAAAUUGGGACAAGCUGCUUGAAGCGGCUGACCGCGCUGGUGCAGGCACCAGGUUCCCUAAGGAGGAAGUUCUCCAGAGUGAUCUAUGUGCCCUUCCAUUCUCAUCAGGCACCACAGGGAUUUCAAAGGGUGUAAUGCUGACCCAUAGAAAUAUAGUGGCUAAUCUAUGCUCCUCUCUCUUCAGUGUAGGACCAGAAAUGAUAGGUCAGGUCACCACAUUAGGCCUAAUUCCGUUCUUUCACAUUUAUGGGAUCACUGGAAUUUGUUGUGCCACGCUUAGGAACAAAGGAAAAGUGGUGGUGAUGAAUAGGUUUGAUCUUAGGACAUUCCUGAAUGCAUUGAUCACACAAGAGGUGACAUUUGCCCCAAUUGUGCCACCAAUAAUUCUUGCCCUUGUUAAGAAUCCCAUAGUGGACGAGUUUGAUCUUAGUAAGCUCAAACUCAGGGCUAUUAUGACUGCAGCCGCUCCACUAGCCCCAGAGCUUCUUGCCUCCUUUGAAAACAAGUUCCCUGGUGUUCAGGUCCAAGAGGCAUAUGGACUAACCGAGCAUAGCUGCAUCACACUCACCCAUGGAGACCCUCUUAAAGGCCAUGACAGUGCAAAGAAAAACUCAGUUGGAUUUAUCCUUCCUAAUUUAGAGAUCAAGUUCAUUGAUCCUGACACCGGUCGAUCUCUUCCCAAGAAUACCCCGGGUGAAUUGUGUGUCAGAAGUCAAUGCGUAAUGCAAGGUUACUACAAAAACAAGGAGGAGACCAGUCGGACCAUUGACAAGAAUGGAUGGCUGCACACAGGUGACAUUGCGUACAUAGAUGAUGAUGGAGAUAUUUUCAUUGUGGAUCGCAUCAAAGAGUUAAUCAAGUAUAAGGGUUUUCAAGUAGCUCCAGCAGAGCUAGAGGCUAUCCUCCUGAGUCAUCCCUCUGUUGAAGACGCAGCAGUGGUGCCGCUGCCUGAUGAAGAGGCAGGUGAAAUCCCAGCUGCAUGUGUUGUCAAGAACCCAAAUGCCAAAGAAAGCGAAACAGACAUCAUGGACUUUGUAGCCUCCAAUGUUGCACACUACAAGAAAGUGAGGGUUUUGCAGUUUGUGGACGCAAUUCCAAAAUCCCCAUCAGGGAAGAUCAUGAGAAGGUUUUUGAAAGAUACGAUGAUAGAAAACAUGGGAAAAAACAGCUCCACAACUAAUGCAACAUUUGCCUAAAUAAGCUAAACCACUUGUUUGAACUCAUAUUUAUCCUCUAAAAAAUGUUUGAACUCUCCUAAUAUAUAAUUAAUAGAAGUAUCUUAUCUGUUUCUGUUUGGGAAUUUUAAAGGUCUUAAUCUUAACGCUUGAUUGAACUGGUUAUUGGUACUAAACCAUUGAGCCAAGAUUUUGUGGUCAAAUCCUAGGCUGACA
Molecule: messenger RNA, 2250 nt
Organism: Durio zibethinus
Lineage: Eukaryota; Viridiplantae; Streptophyta; Magnoliopsida; Malvales; Malvaceae
Gene: ACOS5
Product: acyl-CoA synthetase 5
Biological process (GO): fatty-acyl-CoA biosynthetic process
Molecular function (GO): long-chain fatty acid-CoA ligase activity
Source: RefSeq, a predicted model, not a curated record